UAUGGAUUGAAUGGAAAAUUUGCCCAUAUGCACUGGAUUUCAUCCAGUUAAUUUUUAUACUAAGUUACAAUAUUGAAAAUAAGCCGUUUUUUUUUGUAAAAUCGUACGUUUCAGGCUAACAGUUGUCAGUAAGUAGUCAGUAGUAGUGCAGUUGUAGUGCAUAACAUUAUACGUGUUCUCUUUUCAUUGAAACAAAAUAAAUUUUCGUUUUUGCUUGCUAUCCAUAAUACUAUCCAUAAUAAGGAUAAUUUAUCUCUUAAUCUUGAAUGUAUUACUUUCUAAAUGCUUUAAAAGUAAAAAAGAACUUGUAGUUUACAGUUUAAAAAAAAAAUUAAACAAAUCCAUACUUUUUCCUGUGAAAAUUAACGAAAUCCAUACUUUUUUCUAUGAAAAUAAAGAACAGCUGAGAAAAAUUCUCCCCGCGACAUUAUUUUGUUUAUGUUUCUAUGGCAUGGUAAAAAAAUAAAUCAAGACUUAGUUGACUUUUUGGAAGACUGCGGAGUUUGCCAAAUUUGCCAACUACGAUAUCUAAAGGCUCGUGGUAACGAAUAUCAGUCUAUUAAAGAAACUUUUCAAAAGCUAAAUAUUAAAUACGAAAAGUUAGAUGAUAAUUGUUCUGAAGAGAGUGCAAUGAAAAAACCGCGAAAAGAUGUGUGCUCCACCUGUUUAGGAUUGUUCUCUAAGGAAUUCCAACAAUGUAUUAUUGAAGCAAUUUUAAAAACUGACAUUGAAAAAUAUGAUUACCGCGACGUCGUAGUCGCCAUUAGUUUGCCUAUGAUGUUGCAAAUUAGGCAAUUAUCCAUGUGGUAUGGAUUAUUGGAACGUUUUAGCUCGUUUAUUGAUAUGGAAAAAGCUCCUGAUGUGCCAUUAAAAGAAGCAGCUAAGUUAAUUUUAAAUCCGAUCAUAUGCAGAGAAUUGCAUAGAAAUUAUGAAGCGAAUGGUGUUCAAAUUAAUGUCACGUUAGCGCAUAACAAAGAACUGGAUGAGUUGGUAAAAUUGCAAAAAUUGCAUGAAAGGGCAUUUCCCCGUCCACCGAGUAGCAAACGUCAGGAUAUCUCUAGGGGCCUUAUAGAAAAGCAGUACAUACCUAAGCGUUUAAAAGGAGAGUUAUUUAAGCAAUUUUUUCCAGUACCCCCCACAGUUGUGGCCGAACCACUAAAUCUUAAGUCCAUUGAAUUGUUGGGACCUACGAUUUUUGUGGCAGGUCGAUAUUGUAAAUUAACAAGAGAACUUUCCCAUACGCCUUGGAUUUUGAAUGGCCACCGUGUGAUGAAAGACAGUAUCGAAGAGAUUAUCAUUAGAAAUGUUACACCAUUGCUUUGUAAUGAUCAAAGUAAAGUUAUUUUCAUGUCAAGUGGUCGAGAAGAUGUAGACGUACGUUGCUUAGGCAAAGGCCGUCCUUUCGUUUUGGAAAUCAGCAAUGCUUUUACAACUAAACUAUCGAGUGCGGCGGCCUAUCGCAUAGAAUGCGAUAUAGACAAAUCGAAAAAGAUUUCUGUACGUCAUUUACAAAUUGUCAAGAGAGAAGAGUUAGUGCACAUUAAAUCCGGUGAGGAAAAAAAACGCAAGUUCUACAGAGCUUUGUGCAUGUUGCAGGAACCCGCAAGUUCGGAUAUUCUAGAAAAGCUUAACUUGCCGCAAGGAUUUGAAAUAAAACAGAAAACACCUAUUAGGGUAUUACACCGGAGGCCGCUGCACACCAGACCCCGCAUGGUAUACAGCCUUAAGGCUUGGGUACAUAAGGAGAAUUGUAAAAUUUUGGUUUUAGAUAUUGUCAGCCAAGCUGGGACAUACAUCAAAGAAUUGGUGCAUGGUGAAUUUGGGCGCACAGUUCCAUCAAUAGCUGUUCUUAUUGACCGACCGAUCGAUAUAGUAGCACUUGAUGUUAUGGCUAUCGAUUUGGAUUGGCCCAAACCAAUCAAAAAUAGUCAUUUCGAUGAAUAAAAGCUACAUAAAUAUUU
This is a messenger RNA of Glossina fuscipes, 1961 nucleotides long. It is a transcript of the gene Pus10, whose product is annotated as putative tRNA pseudouridine synthase Pus10. Lineage: Eukaryota; Metazoa; Arthropoda; Insecta; Diptera; Glossinidae. The coding region runs from base 439 to 1944 and encodes 501 amino acids. The record is from RefSeq and is a predicted model, not a curated record. Gene Ontology annotation, molecular function: pseudouridine synthase activity; RNA binding. Gene Ontology annotation, biological process: tRNA pseudouridine synthesis. The transcript has 5 exons.